Molecule: messenger RNA, 1857 nt
Organism: Gilbertella persicaria
Lineage: Eukaryota; Fungi; Mucoromycota; Mucoromycetes; Mucorales; Choanephoraceae
Product: Dbl homology domain-containing protein
Exons: 7
Coding region: 95-1654 (519 amino acids)
Molecular function (GO): guanyl-nucleotide exchange factor activity
Source: RefSeq, a predicted model, not a curated record
AGAAUGACAAAACAAAUGAAAUGUAUUUAGGUUCUUUUCUAUUCUUUCUUUUUUUUUUUUAUUUUUAGGCAUCUGUAUUUCUUUCAUUUUGCAGAUGUCUUUUUCAACCAAUGGUGUCUUAAAUUCUGGUAUCAAGCCUGCCAGCAGCACCGCCAACAAUAUCCUUCAACCUCGGCCACAUCGAAAAAGCAGCACUCAUAGCAACAACAAUGCAUCCACCGUUACAUCUUCUUCCUCCAACAUGAUGCACAGUAGUCCUAGAAGUAGUAUUGCAAGCUCAAAUGCCAGUCGAUAUACAGGUGGACUUACUACCACGUCUACUUUUUCUUCUAUUGACGAACAACAGAGCUCGACCACCAACUCUUCUGCUAUUGACUUUCUCGGCGACUCAAUCGAUGACUUUGAUAUUACUGACAAUUUGGAUUUCGAGGAUGUAGACACUACUCUAAUCGGCCACGAGAAUCCGCAUCGGAACCGAGAAAUUUUGAUAGAAAGCCUUUUAACAUCAGAACAAGCUUACACAGAAUCUUUAGAAUUGGUCAUGCGGUUGUUUUUAUUGCCAUUGAGAAAAGACACCAAUCAUUCGUCUUUUAGUUUUCUUGGAAUGAAAAAAAUGGUGUGUACAGAGCGUGAAUUUCGCUGGCUUUUCGGCAACUUUGAAGAAUUGGUACAUACACAUCAAUUGACAUUGAAGAGUCUUCAAGAGAGACUGCGUAUUUGGGGACCAACUCAAAUUAUAUCUGACGUUUUUCAAGCCUGGUUUCCUAAUCUAGAAUGCUACCGUGUUUAUUUGAACAAUUAUGAUGUUACUCUAACAACGUAUGAACGAUUGACGAGAUAUCCUCCUUUUAAGAAGUUUAUAGAUUCGGCUCAUAAAGAUAAAGCACUUAAAGGCUUCACUUUACUCUCUUUGAUUCAAUUGCCUAUUGGCUGUAUUGAUCGCUAUGUCGACAUUAUCACACGCUUAUCUGAUGAAACUUCCAAGACUUUUCCUGAUUAUCAUGGCCUAUUAAAAUGCAAACAAUGGAUUCAGCAGUUCCAUAAUAGCAUUAAAGAAAAGCUUUUAGAUGCCGAUAAUGUCGAUCAAGUACUCAUGAUUCACCAAGCACUUAUUGGUGCCCCAUUUAGUGUAAGGGCUGAACGAAGACUAGUUAUGCAGGGACAGCUAUCACGAGUAGUGUUGAAUACACGGUCCUUAGGCGAAGAACGACACUAUGUAUUAUUUUCUGAUCUUUUGGUCUUUGCUAAACCGAAAGUUGAAGGAAAAGUAACCCGCUUGCAUUACAAGGGUCAUUUAACUUUGGAAAGAGCUAGGGUUCGAGCUCUUUCAAAAGAAGAAGCAGGCGGUAUUGCUCACUGUAUUGAACUCAUUUCAUCUUUUUCUGGUGUUGAUAAUCUCAACACAACUUUUAUUGCUGCACCUACUGUCCAUAUUUUAUAUAUUGGCUCUGACUCAGAAAGAGAUGAAUGGGUCUCUAGACUUGAAAGUGUCAUUGAAAACCUAGACAGAAAGGCUUCAGCCAAACGUGCACAAGCAACUCGCCGUAUGAUUCAGAGCAGAGCCCCUAAAGGUAGUGGAGGCACAACGUCAACUACUUCAACUAUUUCUUCUAAUGAAGAUGGUUCUUCGCGAGGUUCAACUCACACAAAUUAAAUACUAUACUUUUUAUGGCUUCUAUCUUUCAUCUCCUUCACUUUGGUCUCCCUUCCAUUUUCAUAUGAUUAUUUCAUUCUAUGUAUACAAAAACUGUGCUUCAAAUUACCUAAUACUCAUACAUGUACAUAUUGUACUCCUUCCUUUCCUUCCACCAUAGUUUCUGGCGAAAAAAAAAUAACUUGUAUCAAUAAUAAUAAAGA